This is a messenger RNA of Tremella mesenterica DSM 1558, 981 nucleotides long. RefSeq lists its product as uncharacterized. The transcript has 10 exons. The record is from RefSeq and is a predicted model, not a curated record. The coding region runs from base 1 to 981 and encodes 326 amino acids. Lineage: Eukaryota; Fungi; Basidiomycota; Tremellomycetes; Tremellales; Tremellaceae.
AUGUCAAGUGAACAUCGUUCUUUGCGUAGUAGGACGGUGUACUUCACUCUCAAGAGUCGAGGUGUGGUGGAGACGCAAGGUAACGGGGGAGGGGGCCAAGCUCGCACUGGAUUGGGAGGUGCGGAGGAGCUGGGUGGGAUGAUGUCUUUGGAAAGUUCCUUGGGUCGGGCGGGGAACACUACCAUUCCGGUCUGCCCGGAGACUGGGGUCCCCAAAGGUGUAAUUGCUCCUGACAGUGUGUCCGCUUCUGCGAUGUGUCGGCCAUCGGAUUUGGGUCCUGUCCAUGACCCCCUGACCGACAGGAACCCGACUAUGGCGGAAUCGUUGGCUGGAAGUGUGGCGGCUUUGCUUGGGGCAAUGAGUAGCCACGGGGAUGAUUCGUGCUUGGUCCAAAGUCUGAGGGAAGUCUUUGAGCUGAUCCCUCCAUCUUACCAGAAGCUUGACCUUCCCGAACUUCCUGCUGGGAUUGCUUUGCGGUAUCCGGAACUUGAGGAGCUUUGGGUGAGGUUCGGAAACUCGCUUAACUUUGAAUUGAUUGAUGGGUGUCGCCCGUUUGUUGUGACUGGGCAAAAAGUGGACGAAUAUGAUGAGCGGACCCGAGUUUCCCCAACUGUUGGGGGAGCAUUUACUUCUGCCGCCCAAGCGCAGGAUGGCCCAGCCGACGGGAUUCCGUCCGCUUAUGGUCAUCCCACAGCAGCGAGUCGUGCGGCCUCCGUCGGUGGUCCCAUCGUGGUUGGUCGACUCGUGGCAACGUCCCACAGGGCCGGGGCGUCCCACCGGCCCCGGUCAUCUAUUUUGUCCGACCAAAGGGCGGCCCCGGUCAACUCACUGUGCAAGCAACUUGGUGGCGUCAGAUGCUGGAGUAAAAUCGGAGCUUUGGUUGGUCAAAGGAAAACAUCGUCUGAGCUCUGGCAAUCCGUAGAUAUCCUAGACCUAGCAUCUUCCAUCCAUCGUGGGGGUGCUGUGAGGGGGCGGCCUUGA